AUGAGCAAAAGCAAUCCGUUGCUUGCUAACUUGAAGGCUUUUAAGAGCAAGGUCAAAUCAGCUCCUGUGCUCGGAGUACCAAGGUCCAACAGCAAUAGUCGAGCCAACAGUAACACUAGUGUUAACAACAGUGACAAUAUAGUUGAGAUCAAGGAUGAGGAUGAUACUAGCGCCACACCCAAGAAAAGAAACAGAGCUGCCACUGAGGAUGAAGUUGAUCUAAUUGAUGAUGAUAGUGAUUAUGACAGUUCACCAUCAAAACGUGUAAAACCUGGUUCUUUAGCUGCUGCUGCCUUGCAAGCCAGUCAGGCUGAUAUAUCUAAGAGUCAUGAUUCAUCUAAACUUUUAUGGGCCACAGAGUACAUUCAAAAGAAGGGUAAACCUGUACCGUUAACUGAACUUAUGGACUAUCUCUCCAUGAAGAGAGACGAUAAGGUGAUAGGCCUUCUGAAAAAACUAGAGCGGAUAGAGUUUGAUGAGAAGAAGAGCACAUUCAAAUAUCUAUCGACUUAUGACGUACAUUCUGCGCAGGAGUUAUUGACACUGCUAAAGAACCAAGUCACAUUCAAAGGUAUUUCAUUCAAGGAUUUGAAAGAUGGUUGGCCGCAGUGUGAAGAGACCAUCAAUGAUCUAGAGGAAGAGAGCCAAAUACUGGUCUUGAGAACCAAAAAGGACAAGACACCACGUUAUGUCUGGUACAACCGUGGUGGUAAUCUAAAUUGCAUCGACGAAGAAUUCGUGAAAGUCUGGGAGAAUGUCCAACUGCCACAGUUCACCGAGCUGCCAAGAAAGCUGCAAGAACUAGGUUUAAAACCUGCUAGCAUCGACCCAUCCUCUGUCAAGAGACAAACUACAAGAGUUGAAGUCAAGAAGAAGAGAAACAGAAGAGGUAAGAUCACGAACACACACAUGGCUGGUAUCCUAAAGGACUACUCGAACAAAGCAUAA
Nakaseomyces glabratus is the source of this 948-nucleotide messenger RNA. It is a transcript of the gene TFA2, whose product is annotated as transcription factor TFIIE subunit TFA2. NCBI's taxonomy places the organism in Eukaryota, Fungi, Ascomycota, Saccharomycetes, Saccharomycetales, Saccharomycetaceae. The record is from RefSeq and is a predicted model, not a curated record. Gene Ontology annotation, biological process: transcription initiation at RNA polymerase II promoter. Gene Ontology annotation, molecular function: TFIIH-class transcription factor complex binding. Gene Ontology annotation, cellular component: transcription factor TFIIE complex.